AUGAAAUUAGCAUCACGCUGCCGCGUUCACUUCGGCGUCUUACCGUUAUUUCUUGGUACCGUGGUUGACUAUUACGCCUUAUAUAACCAAAAAGCAUGUCUCAGUAUAUCUUCUCGUGCUGCAACGUAUUUAUUUUCUUCCUUUCCAUUCACUGGUCUUUGUUUUUGUGUUUUUUUUUUUGCUUUGUAUAGCAAUUUUGAAAAAGCUACGGGGACUCAUUGCCGCAUUCGAAAUGUUCUUCCAUCGAUAUCAGUCGCUACUGGUGAUUUCUAUUUGGGGCAUUUAAUAUGGAGGAUUCUAAUUUUCAUUCAUCUUAUACCGCGAGUUGUAGCAGCAUUUGCUUAUGCACAGUUAUUCAGGAUCCCGUUAGAAAGUGUUGUACAAAGUACUUUCUGUUAUCUCACUUGUUUCUUUAACAUAUUAGAAUUAUUUUGCUUAGUAAUGGUUAGCGCUAUCUCAUCCAGAGAUAAUCAUUUUCGACAUGUUAUCGCUUUCUCCAUCUUUCAGGUUGAAGAAGACGUGUUACAAGUGGUCAGUAUUAUUUCUCAUUAUUUGUGGUCUUUUGUAUUACCAUCAUAA
This is a messenger RNA of Brugia malayi, 579 nucleotides long. RefSeq lists its product as uncharacterized. Gene Ontology annotation, cellular component: Golgi membrane; endoplasmic reticulum membrane. Bases 1 to 579 code for a protein of 192 amino acids. NCBI's taxonomy places the organism in Eukaryota, Metazoa, Nematoda, Chromadorea, Rhabditida, Onchocercidae. The transcript has 6 exons. Gene Ontology annotation, biological process: GPI anchor biosynthetic process. The record is from RefSeq and is a predicted model, not a curated record.